Messenger RNA from Cryptomeria japonica (Japanese cedar), 1812 nucleotides. RefSeq names its product thymidylate kinase. The record is from RefSeq and is a predicted model, not a curated record. Gene Ontology annotation, cellular component: nucleus; cytosol; cytoplasm. Lineage: Eukaryota; Viridiplantae; Streptophyta; Pinopsida; Cupressales; Cupressaceae. The transcript has 9 exons. Gene Ontology annotation, molecular function: dTMP kinase activity; ATP binding. Gene Ontology annotation, biological process: dTDP biosynthetic process; dUDP biosynthetic process; dTTP biosynthetic process. Bases 774 to 1547 code for a protein of 257 amino acids.
AACGUGUACGAAAAGCUAAAAUCGGUGGACUCAAGACGGGCGGAGGAAAGAUAGUACAAAACCCUACGAAAACCUAGCGCCGGGACGUGAAAAAGGGCAAAACAUCUACGGCCAAAUCCAACGGUCAUUGCGUUUCGAAUCGUCUUGUACGUUUUUCACACGCUCUGAACCGUCGAUCCGGAAAAGCAACUCGUUCAUCUCGAAAAAGAUACGCCGAAAAAGAGGGAACAAUCAAAAGCAUACGAAAAGGAAAAACCCUCAGACAAGCUCCCGCCAUUUUUUUCUGGCUAAAUUCAACUCUCGUUGCUUAUUUGCAGCGCCUUCAAAGUUAAAUCUGCGAGGGUGAAGAUUUUACAGAUUCAACAAUUACGUUCCAAAAAAUCACAGCAUUUUAAAGAUAAAGCUCUUAAUAAAUUUCUAAAAUGUCUGUGCUCUGGGAAGAUUAGCUUCAAGGGCUUUUCGACCCCCCUCCAUGCUAAAUUGUUUUAAAAGACGAGGUUAAGACCUAAAGAAGAAUUCCAUACUACGAGUACUUGGGAAGAAAUACAAAUAUUGACGUUAUAUGAGUCCGGCCUCGAUGGUACAUUAAUGGAUGUUGGAAAGCUGCGGGUCUUUUACACUAGUAUCAGACUAUGUAUCUUGAUAAGUUGAAUUCUAUAAUUCUGCUCACUGCAUUGAGCAUUUCGGUAUUCCUGAAAUUAGGCUUAUGGAAUACAAAGGUGAAAGUCAACCGUACGAAUAGAUGAGCUUAAAGCAGUUCGAAUACAUUUCUUAUGCAAAUCCAAGCCUUUAAAAACCUAGCCACAAGGAGUACAGUUCUUCGAUAUCGUGUGCAGUUGGACUCUGCAUUUGAUACUGCAAGAGUACGAAGAACAGCUAUUGCAAGAAGGAUGUCAAUGCAAUCUUAUUGUACUGGUGGCACUAAGCGAGGAGCUCUGAUUGUGUUGGAAGGACUUGAUCGAAGUGGAAAAAGUUCUCAAUGUGCUAAGUUGGUCUCAUCCUUGAGUGGUCAAGGGUUUCCUGUUGAAGCAUGGCAUUUCCCUGAUCGCACUACAGAUGUGGGCAAGAUGAUAUCUGCUUACUUGUCCAGCAAAGCAGACCUGGAUGAUAGAACAAUUCAUUUGCUAUUCAGUGCCAACCGUUGGGAGAAAAAGUCGUUAAUUGAGGCUAAGCUAAAGGAUGGUAUCUCUCUAAUUGUUGAUCGUUAUUCAUAUUCUGGAGUUGCAUUUUCAGCUGCAAAGGGACUUGACCUUAGCUGGUGUAAGGCUCCUGAAGUUGGGUUACCUGCUCCAGAUCUUGUCCUCUACUUAGACAUUCCUCCAGAGAAAGCAGCUGAACGAGGAGGAUAUGGAGGAGAGAGAUAUGAAAAGUUAAACUUUCAAAAGGAGGUUGCCAAGCUGUUCAAGGCCUUGCAGGAUUCAAAUUGGCAGGUUGUGGAUGCAUCAUUGCCAAUAGAGGAUGUACACAAUAUUUUGAAGGAACUUGUCCAAAAAUCUAUUACGGACUGCCAAAGAGGCAAGGAAUUUUCCUUUUUAUGGCCUGCCUAGUGUAAAUUGUGGGGAUUUUCCAUUUGGAUUACACACUCUCGUUCACUUACCAAGGGUAGGUGGAUCUCAACAGUGUGCAGAAGUCAUUCCCCGGUUAAUCACAGAUUAUCAUAAAAUAACUGCUAAUUUGUAUUAAGUGCGAGAAGAGCAUUACUGCAGUUGUUUGAAUUAUAAUUACCAUUACAAUUACAAUUACGUAUUUGAGUAAUUCUCAGUGACAGUCAUUCCAAUUUUACAAAUGGCAGAGUUGUUUUGGCUUUCUUUA